Molecule: messenger RNA, 7607 nt
Organism: Chinchilla lanigera (long-tailed chinchilla)
Lineage: Eukaryota; Metazoa; Chordata; Mammalia; Rodentia; Chinchillidae
Gene: Zbtb32
Product: zinc finger and BTB domain containing 32
Exons: 6
Coding region: 5040-6506 (488 amino acids)
Biological process (GO): regulation of transcription by RNA polymerase II
Cellular component (GO): nucleus
Molecular function (GO): DNA-binding transcription factor activity, RNA polymerase II-specific; RNA polymerase II cis-regulatory region sequence-specific DNA binding; protein binding
Source: RefSeq, a predicted model, not a curated record
CUUCUUCUGCAGGCUUGAGCCUAACUCAGGCAAAGCAGGGUCUGGGGACCUGAGUGGCUGUCAUGAGGGUCGGAAAAGCGCGGAGGGCUUUAGGCCCUGGGCCUUCCUCUGUCCUGGUGAGGAAUUGGAGCGCCUGUGCACUUUGGGGCCUAGGCUGGGAAGAAGCCAAGCUAACACACACGCCAUGUUGGUCUGUGGCCCCUGAGGCCAUCUUGAGCCCUUAGCUCGGCAUAGGGUCGGUAGCCAUGAGGUGUGGCUGCUGGACAUUUGCUGCAGACCUGGCUGAGUCUGGAUCUAGCAGCUGGGAGGACAGGCUGUAGGUCUCCAGAAGUUACAGUCAUUGGCCAAGACAUGGAAGUUAAUGUGCACCUGGAAGGUUUUCUGGAGUCUUUGGACCUGGCCUGGGCUGGGUGUGAGAGUUAAAUUGAAGCCCCAAGGGUCGAUGCAUCCAGGCUGUGCUGGGAAUAUGUGGUUGAGGUGCUCUCUGCAGAUUUUCUGUAUUGGGUCCAGGUGGAACAACGUGGUCAGGAGGUAAGGCCAGUGAUCCUCUGAUGGUUCUGGGAUGGAAGCUUCUGAAUCCCAGUCCAGCUGGCUGCCUUGAUAAAUUAUUAUUGUCACGCAGUGGCUCAAGAUAGAACUGGGAUUGGGUGGUUCUGCGGCUUUUUGGUCUCCCCACCCUACUCUCCCUUAUUCCUUUUCUGGUCAUUCUCAGAAGAUAUCAGGCUGUAAGCAUGGGGCAGGUACGUAGGGAAGGUGAAUAUUAUACUGGACACAGGGAGAAGUGUGUGAGAUAUUCUGCUGUUUAGGAAAUCAAGUUUGUCUUUAGCAAUGCUUCCUUUAUACUCAUUGGGCAUGGUGUUGAUACUUACUUUCAUUCAGCUGUUUCAUGGUAUUAAAGCUUUCAGAGUGCUUUUGCAUUUACCAGAGUUCUUAAAGUAUGAGUAGAGGUGCAGGGCAUAGUCUAUGAAUGGAUUUCAAGGGGUUAUAAGCACCUAGAAAUAAUAUUUGUAUGUAUGUAGCCAGGCUGAAGGCACACAAUCCUAAGACCAUAAUCCUAAGGCUCUGAAGGCUGAGGCAGGAGGAUUACAAGUUUUGAGUCCAAGUUCGGAAGCAUAUGAGACCCUGUCUCCAAAUUUUGAAAAAAAUUUUACUGAGGUCAGUAAAUACCACACAUACACAUACAUAAAGAAUAUUUGUAUACAUUUGUGUAUAGGGAUGGGGGGAAGGAUAAGGAAGAAAGAAUAUUUAACAUGUCUAGGAAUGGGCUUGAGAGCAAUCUGUGGAAUUUGUCAUUCAUAGAGUAUGAAUACCUACAGUAGUCUAAUGUAAACAGUUGGUCCUAUGGCUUACAUUCUCAACUGGAUGGUUAUCUUGAAGAGAAUAAGAACCAUUGGAAUAAAGCAGGCUCCUGUAUUAUUUAUGGGGUCUGGACAAAACUACAAAUGAACAUUCCCCCCCUUUACUCCUGCACAGGUAAAGGUGUUGGCCCACACCUCAGUGUGUCUCACAUACUACGCUGCAUAUACAUUAAGUUUAGUCCACAUGCCCCUUACAUGCAAUCUGGGCCCAAGGUUGCAUAUCUGUCACACAGCCCACUGUCACGAGUACAAAUGUGGAGUUGAAGCCCAUGUUGGUUGUGGACAUGGAUUCAGAAUCAUUUGGUCCAGGAAACCCUGGGUUAUGGAUCCAGAAAACCCUGGGCAUGGUCUCAGGACAGGUGGGCCCUUCCUAGAUGCCCUGGGACUCCUUAGCCCACCAACAGGGACAUAGCCUGAGAUCUGAGUGAGACCCUCUGCCCUGGAUUAAAUGAACACUGGUACUCUGAACUGGUCUUGAAACAGUCCGUGUAAGGAAGUUGAGAGUCUUGGACAAGGUCAGCCCCAAAUUAGGUCUGAAGAGAAAGACCAUGCACUAUGAGGAUGCAGGGGAAUCUAAGUUUUCUGACUUCUAGUCUAGUUCCUUUUCCACAUAAUCCACAAAAGGUGUGCUAUGAUAAGUCUCUGUGACCUAGAUUCAGCUAACCCAGGUAUGAUUGUGUGGUUCCCAGUUUAUACAGAGCAUAGGUUUUUGUGUUUUUUGUUUUGUUUUUCCGGUACCGGGAAUCGAACUCAUGACCUCACGCUUGCCAGGCAGGCACUGUGCCACUAAGCUAAAUCCCCAGCCCUGAGAGCAUAGAUUUAAGGAGAGAAAGGAAGUAAUUCAUCCUGUGGUGUGGUAUCUCCUCCGGUAUGUUUGAUGUACUUAACUAGAAAGAGCAAACAUCUUGAAAGUUCAUGUCAGAUUUGGGCAAUUAGUCAAUCUAUCUAAGAUAUUGUGGAGAGUUUCAGCACACUGAUAUAUGGAAUGAAAUAUGUUUCUUGGUGGAAUUUUUCCUAAUUCAGCUUUUCUAAAUUGAAUCUUGUUCAAUGUGAUUUGGGGAGUAGGCUCAAUAUUUAAAAUAAAAAAAUAUUUAAAAUAAGUCAGAUGGAAGGGGAACAUUUUUUCAUAAAACAAGUAAUUCUUGACCUGGUGGUCUUAUUUUAAUAUUUAUAUAUAUGCGAUAUUUGUAUUGCUGCUGUGACAUUCUUAUAUCAGGCUGAAGGAGUUUAUGAUACAAGGCUUUCUGGAAAGUUCUGACUCGGCAGCCAGGCAAACACAUUUCCUGAAAAUGAGCACCUCAUACAUUUUUCCUCCUUACUGUCUCAUUAAUCAAAUCUAUCAGUAAGAAUGAAGAGCCAGGCAUGGUGACCCAUGCCUAUAAUCCCAGCUCUCUGAAGGGCUGAGGCAGGUCAGCAGUGUCCCUACCCUUCCAGUCAAAGUGCUUCUGCUUUCAGUGCUUAGCUCAGAAUGGCUGAGGUUAUACUGCCAAAAAGGUAGGAAGAGGCUAGACAAGUAGAGUGUCACUAGCUUAAAGGCUGAGGUGCAGAGGGCCUCAGGGUAACUCUAAGGAAGCCCUAAGGGGAUAUCCUUGGGUGGGGUAGACACUAAGUGGGAGGGAAGAUGAGGUUUCCCAUUCUUGGGGGCUUUUGUUCAUUCAGUGGGGAAUCCCCUUACCCCUCUCCUCCCUUUUAGGUUCCCCCGAAAGCCCAGUGAUACUCCCUGACUUUGAGGGUGCUGCCCUUUGAUCACAGUCCCCAACUCUUAAUCAUCAGUGGGAAAAACCACAGCUAUGGGGCAGCUGAGUCACAGGCACAUGAUGGAGGGCUAGGAGGUAAGGGGUUCACACCCCACCAGGCAAUGGUGCAGUCUUCCAGAACCCGGUACCUUUCCUUCUAUACUUGGGGUUUCUCCUUCUGGCUUUCCCCACUUCUUCCUUGUCCUUAGGGAUUGCGUUGCGUAUUUCUGUUAGAGGAAGGAUAUGUCCCUCUGUUUGCAUACCUACCAGGACUGAUGUUUUAUCUUUUAUUAUGUGAGUAUCGAAUGUGUCCCUGGGUGUGGUGAUGUGAGGGGUUAGAAAGCUCAGAAAUGGAAACUCUUUUUAACGCUCAGAGAGGCAGAUGAAUACAGCUUGCCCAUUUGCAUUUUCCCUUUCACUUUGACUCAUCUUCCCCUCUCCCCACCCCAUUGCCCCUCCACCAGCCUCACCCACUGACACACCCUGUCUGAUCUAGAAAGGGUUAACACUUGCCCACACCCAAGCUACAAUGGGAGGGAAGGCAUUUUAGAUCUGGACAGAAAAAGUACGUCUGAACAUUUUGGGGUCCUGCAGCCAAAGAUAGAAAAGGGGGUCUAGAAACAAUAAUAUUUGGAUCUAGGAGAGGACCAGGACCUAAAGGAGAAACCUAGGGGAAACUAGACUGUCUUGUCACCAGAGCAGCCCACUAGUACCUGACUUGUCUUCUAAUAAUUUAUUGUGCAUAUAAUAUAUGCCAGGCGCACACCAUAACUACUUUCAUAUGCUGAAUGAAUCAAAAACUUGCUAUAGGAUCAGUGAUAAUGCAAUAAGAAGCAGGAAAACAAAUUUGAGCCUCCUGGGCCUUAUUUUGUCCUCAGAUUAAAAACUGCUAACGUGUGAAAAGAGGGGAAAUCUCCAGGGACUUUGACCCCUUCGGCAGGAAGUGAAAGAAACCCGAGUCCAGAUUUCAAAGAAAUGUCAUUUGUCAUCAGUCCAAGAAAAGGAAAUUUUUCUCUCCAAAGACCACCACAGGCCCUUCUGGGGUUGCCCCCUUUAGAGGUGGGAGGAUCUGAGUCACACACACACACACACACACACACACACACACACACUCGCUCAAUGCCCAGAUAACGGUUCAUUCCCACACAGCAAGUAAUGCUUCCCAGUACCAACCCACGGAACAGGAGCCAUGCUUUUGACCUUCCUUUACCCUCUCCUUAGAAUGCAGAUGUUUCCAUCUUUUUUUUUUUUUUUUAACUGCUGAGGUAGUAGAAGUAGCUUCCAGCUACUACAGCUCUACUGCUACCUCUGAUGCCACUUGAAUGAUGCUAUGUUCUUACAGAGACAACUUUCACGUUCUUGUCAUUUCAUCCUCAUCCCCACCUUCCAAUGAGGUAAGCAGAGAUUACCCUCAUUUCAUGAAUGAGGUAACUGAGGCUCAAAAGAGGUGACUUGCCCACGGUGACUCAACUAGAAAAUGGCAGGGAUGACACCCAAAUGCAAGUCGGAUUAUUCCAAAGCCCUUGUUGUCACAGAUUUACUUCUUAUACUUCAGGAGUUCACAAAUGGGGAAAAAAAAAAAAAAAAGAGCUCACAAAUGAAGAGGCAGGAGACUAACCUGGCAGAACAUCUGGGUUCUGCAAACAGGUGUGAUCUCUCCUGCAGGUGUAAAGCAGAGCCAGGGUCAUUAGACCACACCCCCUGGGGGACUUGUGGCAGACUGAUACCUGGGACAUCCAAUGGAGGACUGAGGCCAGAGGCGGGGCUAGCUUCAGGGGAGGGGGGCAGGAGCCAGAACAGCAGUUCAGAGCAUGUGGUUCCAGGAGGCAGCUACUACGGGCUUGAGGCUUGAGAACAUGCUGUUCCUCCCUCCCCUUUCUGCCAUGGAUCCCACAUUGUAGCCUUUCUCUCAGAGUCUCUGAGAUUGGUAUUCAGGCAAGGCACAAUGCCCUUGUCCCCCACAAGAUUGCUUAGCCCCUAUGGCUCUGAUCGGUUGGUACGGCUCGCAGCCAGGCUCCGGCCAGCAUUGUGUGAUACCCUGAUCACUGUAGAGGGCCAGGAGUUCCCUGCUCACAGCCUGGUGCUAGCAGGUGUGAGCCAGCAACUGGGGUGCAGGGGCCAGUGGGCUCUGGUAGAAGGCAUCAGCCAUUCCACCUUUGCCCAGCUUCUGAGCUUUGUUUAUGGGGAGAGUGUAGAGCUGCAGCCUGGAGAGCUGGGGCCCCUUGAGGAGGCAGCCAGGGCCUUGGGGGUGCAGGCCCUGGAAGAGGCCUGCAGGAGAGCCCGAAGCGAUAAAACUGAGGACGAACUGGAUCCAGAAGAGCCAAGGAAGAAGUAUCAGGAGGAGGCAGAGGAACACACUAGGGAUUCUGAGAGAAGAAUGGGGUACCUCGGAAAGAAGCAAAACCCAUCUAAGUUUUUUGGACUUGGUGGGAGAGAACAGAAGUUGCACAAGCACAAGCCAGCAAGAGAGAGCCCUGAGACGCCAGUGGCAACACAGGAGGUUCAAGGGGAGAUGAGGUCAAAGGAGGAGAAACCCAGGCAAGUUCCUGUUGGCCACAGCAGAGCAAGUGGGAAACAAGGAGUAGUCCUCAGGGUGACAGAGAGCCCAAGGGGCUCUGAGGAAAGUCUUCGGGAGUUCCCUGGUCCCCUUCCCCUACCAGGUUCCCUUCAAACCAGAGUCAUCCCCAGGCCCUGGUGGGCUGAGGUCCCUUGGCUGAGGGAGGGCCAGCCUUCCCUGUGGAGCAUCCUGCUGUGGCCACCCAGAUAUGGCACUCCGUUCUCCCAUAGCACCCCCAUCACUGGAGGCUGGCAGGAGGUCUGGCCUCAGGAUCAGAGGAUCUCACUGACCCUGAACCACCCCAAAAGGCUCUGGAGUCAGAACCAGCUGGUCUCCUCCAGCCCCACCCCAGGUUCCCUCCCUCAGGGCCCUGUGCAGCUCAGCCCUGGGAAUAUGGAAGAGUCUGGACAGAGGCCCACAGACCCACAGGCAACCUGCAUGGUCCAGGAGGGCACAGCAGGGGGCUCAUCUCAACACCAGCCUCUGCCCACUCCUGUUCGGUCUCGGCCCUAUUCUUGCUCUGUCUGUGGCAAGAGGUUUUCACUCAAGCAUCAGUUGGAGACACACUACCGAGUCCACACAGGAGAGAAACCCUUCUCCUGUAGCCUGUGUCCUCAGCGCUCUCGGGACUUCUCUGCCAUGACCAAGCACCUGAGGACGCACGGGGCCGCUCCCUACCGCUGCCCUCUGUGCAGGGUGGGCUGCCCCAGCCUGGCCUCUAUGCAGGCACACAUGCGCAGCCACUCGCCAAGCCAGCUCCCGCCAGGAUGGACCAUUCGCUCCACUUUCCUCUACUCCUCCUCGAGGGAGUCCCGGGCCGUGACCUCUCUCGGUCCCUUCUCUUCCACCACCUGAGCUUCUCUGGCCUCAGCCAAGAGUCCAGUGAGUAAGGCGAGCCAUCUCAGCUUCUGAGCCGGCACCGCUUCUGCAGUGGCCUAGCAAAAUUCGGUCGCAGAAGCAUCGGAUAGGCGCCGAGAGCCCUCUACCGUAUAGCCAAGGGUGGCAGAAGCUUGGGCCAGCCACGGCCUGCGAGGCCAGGGCACUGACGUUUGCUCCAGAGAUCAAUUGUAAGGGUUCUGUCGGUUGCAUCACCAUAAUAAAGAGUUUCCGGUGCUGUCUGGUCAGCACAGGAAAAGAAAGGCAAAUCCAGACUUUACUCCUUGCUUGGAGACCCUCCAAGCCAAGUGUCUUGUCCUGUAGCGGCCCCUGGUGGUCGUGCGUCCGCUAAUCAGCAGGUCUGGCACCGUAUACUUUGCGGGGCGCCCCGUCCUCCUCCGGAGUCAUUUCUCAAAAGACUUCGGUGUCCCGGACAACUUCACAACAGGCCCGGGGCUGGGGGUGGAGGGUGGCUAUGAGACCUCAAAGACACUGGCCCCUUCCACAGCAGUACCCCGCGCGCGGGCUAAUCUAGGUGCGCCCGGCCCAGGGCUGGAACAGAGCGCAUGCUCCGUUCCGCUUUCGGCCGCCUGCCUCGGAGCGCAGGACCCGUGAGACGCGCCUCUCCGGCACCUUCUCUAUGUUCCCAGAGGAGCUGCCUCAGGAUCACGCCUGGAACUGAGACUAACCCUUUGCGUCGUCCCUUCCCCAGCCCACGCCUCCGGGUAGCGGCUGAUUUCGUUUCCCCGCGUCGGCCGGGUUCUCAGAGUCCGGAGCCCGCGGCACCCUGGGAGCAGUAGUCCGCGCUGGCCGCAGGCUCGGACCAGAACAAUGGGAGGAGUCUAGAGCGAGGACCACACCUUCCGGAGACCCGGAACUGGCUUUCCCGGUGCUGGUCCGAGGCCUGGGAGUCCCGGCUCUUGCACCCCAGCUCCAGGCAGAAGGAGCGGGGCAUGUAAACUACAUUUCCCGGAGGCCCCUGCGGAUCGCCCCGCCGCGGCGGCGACGCAGGGUCUAUGCUUUCCAGGUGCGGUCUUAAGAGUGACGGCCGCCGGCCCCAGACUCCCGCUCCCGUGGUGC